CGCAAAAGUGGUUGCUCCGCCCGGACGAUCUCCAACAAACAAACAGAUACGGACCUGGUCCUACGCCGGCUUCAGCAAGACUCCUUCUAGCCCUCAGCCCUCAGGGAUCUCUUUGUCUUCUUCUGGAUAUCCAAAGGAUCUACCGUCGGGAGGCUGGUGAAUGUGGUGGUAAUGGGCGGAACUCGGUGAUCCCGCCAGAGACGCGACCUGAGACCGGAUCCCGCCCAUAGAGAAACGCGGAAAGCGACUUGACGCUGAGAAGAAGGAUUUCCGCGUAGACUAGCAAAAUGGUUGUCUGCACGUAUUUCCAGCAAGGUCGCUGCAGGUUUGGAGAUCGCUGCAAAUACGAACAUCCCGGGCAACCAACGCUCGGAUCGAAUCGAUUCGGAGUGCUCAGUGGCUCAGGUGGAGGUCCUACGAGUAGUGGAGGCUUUGGAGCUCGAAGCUCGGCGCAGAGUCAACAGACACCUAGCUAUGGUGUGACCGCUGGCGACAUUAGAGCUGAUCUCAGCGCUGGGAAAGGAAGACCAGAAUGGAUCUUCUCGUCUUAUGGGCCUGGGAAGAAUGCUCCGCGGCAACUCUUCGGGGGGCCUCAACGGGAGCAGAGUUUCGAGGAGAUGCGGCUGCGUCAUUACGAGGCUGCUGCUGCAGGAAAUCCAACCCCAGCAAUCCAGGAAGCUGAGGCCCUCUAUGCAGAAUGUUUGAAACAGAUGGAUACGGCCAUCAAUGAUGCCGAUGGAGCUGUGAGAUACGUGGUAGAAGGGGAAAAAGAGCAUCCGAAUCGCAUCGAUAUCACAGAGGGAAGAACUGGUCCUGCUGCUGCUGCUGCUGCUGCUGGCCAAGGAACUUCUGCAUUUGGCCAGGCAAAUAGCGCCUUCGGACAGCCUGCAGUAUUGGGAGGUACUCAGUCUGCCUUUGGGAAGCCUACUGCUCUGGGCCAACAGCCAGCGUUCGGACAACCAGCGUUCGGACAGCCGUCAUUUGGACAACCUUCUACAUUGGGACAGAAGCCUGCCUUUGGACAACCAUCCAGUCUAGGACAAGGUGCUCAAGGCUCGGCAUUCGGACAACCUUCAGCUCUGGGCAGCUCCCAGUCUGCCUUCGGAAAGCCGGCCUUUGGACAACCCUCUUUCGGACAGCCAGGUUUCGGCCAGCCAGCCUUUGGUAAACCGAGUGUCCCAUCGCCAUUCGGCCAGGCACCGACAACAGGAUCAGGUUUCAGUCAGCUUUCCUCUGGUCCUUCGCCCUUUGGUCAACCUGCAGGCCCAGCAGCUGGCACAGGAUUUGGACAGCCCUCGACGACUACUGCUAGUCCAUUUGGCCAAGCUGCGCAGUCAGCCUCUCCAUUUGCGCAAGUUGCGAAGACUGAGAAUCCCUUUGGCCAGCCAUCUACCACUGCUAGUCCUUUUGGAGCACCCGCUCAACAGCCUGCACCUUCAGGAUUUGGUCAACCGCCAGCCGCAACGACUGCCUCACCAUUUGGCCAGCCCCCUACAGCCCCUACAACCACCCAAGCUGCUCCUCAACCUGCUCCAGCGGCAGGUCUUGGUCCCAGACCACAACUCAAGGUCGACGAUCCAAAACAACUUAACCCUCUUCCAAACCUUACCGGCCAGACCGUACGCGAUCCUCUUACCAAGAAACUCACUAUGUGGAAGGGCCAGCCAGUGAAAUACAUUGAUGACUGGCCAUGCUAUCUGCACCCUGACGAUCGUCAGACCUACGUCCACAUAUUCUUCCCCGAUGGCCCACCUGACCAGGCGAGCUUGCGGGAUGCACAGGGUAAACCGGAAGAGUACACACCGGAGGUUACGGAACAGUAUGAGUUUUUCGUUAAGAAUGGAUUUUUCAAGGACGGCGUUAUUCCGAGCGUGCCACCCAAGACUGAAUGGGUCAGCUUUGAUUUUUGAGCAAUGUUGGGAAUGAAACUGGAAAUACGGGUCAUGGUCAGGGAGAUGGUUCCGAGCGAGAAUGUCUCCUACACGGAUAUAUAUGAGCAUUAAAAAUGUUACCUCUGUACUGUACUUUGUUACAUCGUAGCACUUCCCACCUAGACUACCAACACAUCAAGUCUACUGAUAUAAUAUACGCGUAUUACAGUGAGACGAAACGAACGGAGAAUUCAGGUUUCAAAUCUUUUACGAUUUUUUGUUCCAUUUGC
Paecilomyces variotii is the source of this 2161-nucleotide messenger RNA. Its product is annotated as CCCH zinc finger domain protein. The transcript has 4 exons. Gene Ontology annotation, molecular function: metal ion binding. The record is from RefSeq and is a predicted model, not a curated record. NCBI's taxonomy places the organism in Eukaryota, Fungi, Ascomycota, Eurotiomycetes, Eurotiales, Thermoascaceae. Bases 288 to 1910 code for a protein of 540 amino acids.